Sipha flava (yellow sugarcane aphid) is the source of this 1063-nucleotide messenger RNA. Its product is annotated as elongation of very long chain fatty acids protein AAEL008004-like. Gene Ontology annotation, molecular function: fatty acid elongase activity. The transcript has 7 exons. Gene Ontology annotation, biological process: fatty acid elongation, monounsaturated fatty acid; fatty acid elongation, saturated fatty acid; sphingolipid biosynthetic process. NCBI's taxonomy places the organism in Eukaryota, Metazoa, Arthropoda, Insecta, Hemiptera, Aphididae. Bases 143 to 964 code for a protein of 273 amino acids. Gene Ontology annotation, cellular component: endoplasmic reticulum membrane. The record is from RefSeq and is a predicted model, not a curated record.
UAAAAAAACAUUCACUUCACAAGAAAAUACAAGUCGCGUAGGUGGUGACUCUGGUUUAAUUAAACUAUCGGGAAACCACAUUUAGAGUAGUUUAAAUUUAGAUUAUUUAUUGUUCAAUACAUUUUAAAACAAAAUUUAAUUUAUGGAGGUAACGAAAGAAUUUUUUGAAAAUUUAGAUGCAUUUGUUGAUCAGUAUGGAGAUCCUAGAACCAAUGAUUGGCCUAUGGUUCAAGGAAUCACGACAACAUUAGCAUGUGUUUUGGUUUAUUUAUACAUCGUCUUAUAUUUAGGGCCAAAAUUUAUGGAAAAUAGAAAGCCGUUUAAGAUACUAUCAAUUAUUAAAAUUUAUAAUUUAAUUCAACUAGUAGCAUGUAUAUAUAUUUUUUACAUGAUUUUGAUAUCUGGGUGGACAACUAAAUAUUCUCUAGGAUGUGAACCUGUCGACUUUAAUGCACCACAUUCAAAUCGAUUGGCAAAACUUUUUUGGUGGACAUACAUGUUAAAGUUCGUUGAAUUUGUUGAAACUGCAUUUUUCAUACUACGCAAAAAAACAAAACAAGUUUCUGGACUUCAUAUUUAUCACCAUGGAUCCACAUUUGUUCUAGCAUGGGCUGCAGUGAAAUUCUUCCCAGGUGGUAUGGCUUCAUUUCCAAUUUUGGUAAAUUCUGUAGUACAUAUUAUAAUGUAUAGUUACUACCAAAUUUCAACAAUGGGACCACAAUGUCAUAAAUAUGCAUCAAAAUUUAAAAAAUAUGUUACAAUUAUCCAAUUGAUUCAGUUUGUAAUUUUGGUGGUUCAUACAUUACAAGUUAUGUCAUCAAGUUGUUCCAUGCCUAAUUUUUAUCUAUAUGGAAUGCUGCCAGAUAUCAUAGUAUUAUUUUAUUUAUUUUAUAAAUUUUAUAGAAAUACAUAUGAUACUAAAAAAAAAAAUCUAGAUCAUAAAUUUGGAGAAAAAAUCAAAUGAAAACAUAGUAUAGUAGCUUGUAAAGUGAAUACCUAUUAAAAUAAUAUGGACAUGUUUUAUGUAAUUAAAAAAUGAGUAAACAUUUGAAUAAAUCUAAAA